AUGCCAACCUCGCUUGCAAACACCAACCUCUUUAAAUCAAUCAAAGUUGGAGACUAUGAAUUACAGAAUAGAGUUGUUCAUGCACCGACUACCCGUGUACGCGUCAGCGAAGACUUCGUUCCACUAGAUUCAAUGCUCAAAUACUAUGAAGAAAGAGCAGAAAACGAAUGUGGUUUAUUAAUCACCGAAUCUGUAAUGGUUUCUCCUCGUUGGGGUAUUAUGGGUUGCUGGCCCAUGAUUUCUACCGACAGUCAGCUGAAAGCCUGGGGUAAGAUUGUGCAGGCUGUUCACAAUAAGAAAUCAAGAAUCUCCUGUCAACUUUUUGGUGUCGGAAGAGCUGCAGUUCCUGAGCUACUUAAGCAGAAGGGAUUGCAGUUUGUUGGUGCAUCUGCAAUCUAUCAGGAUGAAGAGAGUCAAAAUAUUGCAGAGAAACUUGGUAUACCUCUUAGAGCUUUGACUGUGAGUGAGAUUCAUCAAGUUACAAAGGAUUUUGUGGUUGCAGCCAAAAAUUGCAUUUUAGUGGAUAAGUUUGAUUAUGUGGAGAUUCAUGCUGCCAAUAUGUAUCUCUUGAAUCAAUUCAUCGAUGAAGAGUCCAACCAUAGAACGGAUCAAUAUGGCGGCAGCAUUGAGAAUCGAUCUAGGCUCGUUCUUGAAGUUAUUGACGCUGUAAUGGAGGCCAUUGGUCCUCAGCAUACUGCCAUUAGAUUAUCUCCUUAUUCCCGGUUUCAGGGAAGUAAAGGUAUCGAUUCCAAGACCGAUCCGAUAGCAACAUACGGCUAUAUUUUAAGUGAACUUGAAAGAAGAGCCAAGCAUGGUAAAAGAUUGGCUUAUGUUUCUUUUGUGGAACCUAAUAUCUUUGGGGCAGAAGCCAUUGAAGAGGCAUAUGUUCCGGAUUCUUCCUGGGUUAAUGAGAUUUGGAAAGGUAUUAUUAUUAGAACUGGAAACCUCAUUCAUGAUGAGAAAUAUAAACUCCUCAAAAAGUAUGUUGAUGGAGACGAUAGAACCUUGAUUGGUGCAUCAAGAUACUACAGCUCCAAUCCGGAUUUAGCUACCAGAUUGAAAAAUGGCUACGCACUCACAAAAUAUGAUAGAAGUAGCUUCUAUAAGCUCAUGUCUAAUCAAGGAUACUUGACUUGGGGUAACUAUGGAGAGGACAAUCAUAAGUAUGCAAGUGAGAUUUCUAGGACUAUACCGAAGCCGUUAGCAUGA
Messenger RNA from Brettanomyces nanus, 1209 nucleotides. RefSeq lists its product as uncharacterized. The record is from RefSeq and is a predicted model, not a curated record. Bases 1 to 1209 code for a protein of 402 amino acids. The transcript has a single exon. Gene Ontology annotation, molecular function: FMN binding; NADPH dehydrogenase activity. Lineage: Eukaryota; Fungi; Ascomycota; Pichiomycetes; Pichiales; Pichiaceae.